AUGAUGCAGCGCGCCGUGAAUCCCUGGGCCUUUGCUCGCCCUCCGCCGCCCGGCUUCGGAUUCUCCUACGCUCGGCAGCCCGUCGCCGACUUGCCCGCACGUCGUCGACCUCCGCCCCCCGGCUUCGAAUUCUCCUUCGCUCGGCAGCCCGUCGCCGACUUGCCCGCACGUCGUCGACCUCCGCCCCCCGGUUUCGAAUUCUCCUACGCUCGGCAGCUCGUCGCCGACUUGCCCGCCCGUCGUCGACCUCCGCCCCCCGGCUUCGAAUUCUCCUACGCUCGGCAGCCCGUCGCCCGUCUUCGAACCCCGCCCCCCAGCAUCGGAUUCUUCUGCGAUCAGCUGUCCGUCGACGACGUGCCCGCCUGUGUUCUACCUCCGCCUCCCGGCUUCUCCCGUCCUUGCAACAAGGUGCUCCCGCCAUCGCCCAGCGAGAUCCCCGUGCCGCCGAAGCUCCCAAAGCGCGGGGCGCCGCCGCCGGUAUUCACAGCCGUCUCCGAGAACGAGAAGCCCUCCACUACGAAGCGCCGGCGGGUGUGCUCUGACUACGAAGACGACAUCGAAGCCAACCUGCGGCGGACGGAGCGGAGCCCCGAGGAGCGGCCGCGGCCGGACUACCUGAAGACGGUGCAGCAGGACCGGGUGAGCCCGUCGGACCGCGCCCGCAUGAUCGACUGGAUGGACGACUUCGUCCGGAACCACGACCUCGUCGACGGCACGCUCCACCACGGCGUGGCCUACGUCGACCGGGUCCUGUCGGUGCGAGCCAUGAGGAAGCAUACCGACCACGAGCUCCGCCUCCUGGGCGCCGUGGCCAUCUUCGUGUCCGCUAAGUACGAGGACGGCCACCGCACCUUGGCGAAGCUGGACCCCGACAAGAUCUCCUGGUACGUCGGCGGGUCCGCCACGAGGGAGGAGGUGCUCGACAUGGAACGCCGCAUGGUGGUGGCGCUCGGGUACCAGCUCGGCGGCCCCACGGCGCACACCUUCGUCAGCCGCUUCACCAAGCACGCACAAGGAGAGGAGGAGCUGAAGAUCCAGCGAAUGGCGCAUCGGCUCGCCGACGAGUCCCUGCGCAACUACGCCUGCCUCGGGCACCUGCCAUCCGUCGUGGCGUCGUCUGCAAUCUUCCUGGCGAGGUCUGCGCUGCUCAACAACCUGCCGGACGUACCGGCGUGGAGCUCGGAGAUGCAGGAGCUCACGGGGUACGACGUCACGAACUUGGCCGGAUGCCUGCAUGCUAUGCGCCCAGUGCCCCAGUCGCUCAUCGAUCUGUGA
Lolium rigidum is the source of this 1275-nucleotide messenger RNA. RefSeq names its product putative cyclin-F2-1. The transcript has a single exon. Gene Ontology annotation, molecular function: cyclin-dependent protein serine/threonine kinase regulator activity. Gene Ontology annotation, biological process: mitotic cell cycle phase transition; regulation of cyclin-dependent protein serine/threonine kinase activity. Bases 1 to 1275 code for a protein of 424 amino acids. Gene Ontology annotation, cellular component: nucleus; cyclin-dependent protein kinase holoenzyme complex; cytoplasm. Lineage: Eukaryota; Viridiplantae; Streptophyta; Magnoliopsida; Poales; Poaceae. The record is from RefSeq and is a predicted model, not a curated record.